Amphibalanus amphitrite is the source of this 1761-nucleotide messenger RNA. RefSeq names its product TWiK family of potassium channels protein 18-like. NCBI's taxonomy places the organism in Eukaryota, Metazoa, Arthropoda, Thecostraca, Balanomorpha, Balanidae. The record is from RefSeq and is a predicted model, not a curated record. The transcript is spliced from 9 exons. Bases 129 to 1682 code for a protein of 517 amino acids. Gene Ontology annotation, molecular function: potassium ion leak channel activity. Gene Ontology annotation, biological process: potassium ion transmembrane transport; stabilization of membrane potential. Gene Ontology annotation, cellular component: membrane.
CCCUUCGCACCGCCGCUGCUUCCGUGGGACAUUCUGAGAGGGAGCUGUAGAAGCCAUACUACCGGUGGAGGGGUGAAAACUUUGUACCAUGUAGCUCGACAGUUCGGAUUGAGCACACCAGUAGCGCGAUGAACGUCCCGUUGACUGUCACAAAGCAGUCGUCGUUCUCGUACGACCAGCCCAAGUCGCUGCUGCAGCGGUUCCUGAAGGCCCUCUCCGGUCACGUCGGACUGCUGCUAUGCGUCUCUAUCUUCACCAUCAUCGGUGCUUACAUCUUUAUCGAGAUCGAGUUGCCCAACGAGGAGCACCGCUACCUGGUGAAGAGACUCAGGGCCAAAGAUAUCGACGACACCAUGGGCUAUGUGGCCAGACUAUUCUGGUUUGAGAAACACCAGAACUUAACAGAGAAACAGUGGAGCAAAAAGAUGCGCAUCACUCUGAAGAUCAUGGAGACCCAGAUCAUCAACGCUGUGAGCGAGCACCAUUACGACGGCCACGUGCAGACCUGGAACUACGACUGGACGUUCCCCAAGGCGCUGCUCUUCACGUGCAGCAUCGUCACCACGCUGGGGUACGGCCAUAUCUUCCCACACACGGACGCCGGCCAGGUCUUCACCAUCAUCUACGCUACGCUCGGGAUUCCGCUGAUGCUCCUCUUCCUGGCCCGCAUCGGCGACCUCAUGGCCAGCGGCUUCAGACGCGUCUAUAGCCGCGUCUGCUGUACCUGGUGCAGAACCCGCCGAUAUCAGUCGGAAGCCAUCUUUGGAAAAAAGGCCAAACGAGUUUGGGAAGAUGAAAUUGGCCAAGAAGAAUACAUGCCUACGAACCAAGUCCGGGUGCCCGUGGCGAUCCUGAUGGUGCUGAUGCUGCUCUACCUGCUGCUCGGCGCCCAGAUAUUCUCCGUCUGGGAGGGAUGGACGUACAUCGCGGCCUGCUACUUCAGCUUCGUUACGCUUACCACCAUCGGCUUCGGCGAUCUACUGCCCGGCAACAGCUUCUUCACGGAGCCGGAUGAUGCGGAGAGAGCCUGGCAAAUGGUAACAGCCAUCGUCUACUGCCUUCUCGGUAUGGCGCUGGUGAGCAUGUGUCUGCAGAUGGUUCAGCAGCAGGCGGCCGAUCUGGUGCGCUGGGCGGGUGAGGAGCUCGGCCUCAUCGACGACCACCUACGGCCGCGCCUGCGGUACCGGCGCUCCAAGCCGGGCUCUGUGCCCGUCGGCUACUCGGCCCCGCGCGCCGGCCACGACGCCCGCGAGGAGGUCGUGCUGCUCGACGAGGAACCGCGCUCAGGAAAGCGGCGCCGCAAGGGCACCUCGAGCGGGAAGAGCGGGAGGCGGUCCCGACUCAGUCGCCAGAAAAUGGUGAUGGAGUCGGGAGCGGGCGCCGAGGGCGACGGAGUGGCGUCCCAGGACGAACAGCAGCAGCUGGAGGAGUGGGGAAAUGGUGGAGCCGAAAACACACAGCUGGAAGGAAGCCGGGAAGAGGGUAGUGGCGUGCCUCUUACAGAGUCAGAGGAGAUCGAGGAGGAUAGAGAGGAAGAGGAAGGGGAGGAGGACGACGGAUUAGCUGGAGAUGAAGAGUAUUUAGAAGCAGGCAUACAAGAGGAUUGGAUUGAAAAGCAUAAACCGAAAAAGGGGAGUGAAGUUGACAGACUCAUUGAACAAGAGAUGAACAGCGAUGUUUAAAAUUUAGGUCUUUGCGCAUUUUUUACCGACAUACGAUUUUGAAUAGCAUUUAAAGGGACUAUCCCACCUUCUAAAAUGU